UCCCUUUAUGUAACAUGUGUAAUUUAUUCUUUCAGACAUGGAUCAUACUGGUUAAAUAUGGAUGUUUACUCAAUUAGAGUUUGCUCUAUAUUUGCUGGGUCUUUGAUACUUUAAUUGUAGUACAUUCUUGUUAGGCAAAUCUAGUCACAAAGAUGUGGAAGGCAGCUCUAAUUAGUUUUUCAUGGCUUAUUAUGGAAACCGGAUGUUCAUGGCUUACUGCUGUGCAGCAUGUGAGGUUCUCUAUAUAAUCUUGUUUCUCAUUGCUGAAAAAGAGAUUGAAAAUUUGAUGGAUGUUUUCAUAAAAUCUAUGAAAGAGUGCUCACUUAUCUCUUUCCUACUUGGCUUAAGUUUGUUUGGAUGGGCAAUCAAGCAAAUUGUAAAUAUCAUUCAGGUAGCAACUAAUACCUUUUAUCAUUCUCUUGUAACGUGUGUCAACAUAUCUUUCAGACAAUUGAAAGACUUCUUCACGUUGAUAGAUAUUUAAAUUCUUAUACAUAUCCAAAAUUUUAUCUAGAAACAAAAUGGAGCACAUUAUCCAGAUCUUGGAUCAAAAUUUAAGUGUUUUAAACGAAUUUUAUAGAUUUUUCUAUCGACGCUUAGCCUCCGUUUGUUUUAUGUUAAAUAACUUACAUAUAAAAAAUGUUUUCUAAAAAAAUAUUUUUCGCUAAAAUAUUUUCUGUUGUUUGGUUGUAAUGUUAAAUUAAUGGUAUGUAUUUAUAAUAUAUAUGUAUAUUUUCACAUUUCAAUAAAAUUAUCAAAGUCUAGAAAAAGAGGAAGCCAUUUUCCUUAAAAAUGACUUAGUUUUCCUUUUGAUCCGGACAAUAUUUUCCAUUGACUAAUUUUCCUUAAUAUGGAUUAUAAUUAUGUAUUAAUUUACAAGAUAUAUUAGUACUUGUUAAAGCGCAGAGAUGCUGGAAUCCCUAGAAUAGUUUUAACACACCCAAUCUCAUACUGACAACUUUGAAUCCAACUUAUAAGUUUUGAGUCAAUUAUUAUGGAAUUAAAUGAACUUGAAUCUCCUUACUGUUUAAAACCUCAAAAUUGUCUCAUUUUACAACCAUGUAACUGAGUUCUAAGUGUAUAGAUUUGAAGACAAAACAUUGUUUUCUGUUGUUAUUAACUGGAUAAUUUAUUCACUUGAAACAAUAAGUCAGCUAAUUUAAUUGAUCUUGAUUGUUAUGGAAUUCUUU
Molecule: messenger RNA, 1190 nt
Organism: Hevea brasiliensis (rubber tree)
Lineage: Eukaryota; Viridiplantae; Streptophyta; Magnoliopsida; Malpighiales; Euphorbiaceae
Product: probable CDP-diacylglycerol--inositol 3-phosphatidyltransferase 2
Exons: 3
Coding region: 182-484 (100 amino acids)
Biological process (GO): phosphatidylinositol biosynthetic process
Cellular component (GO): Golgi apparatus
Molecular function (GO): CDP-diacylglycerol-inositol 3-phosphatidyltransferase activity
Source: RefSeq, a predicted model, not a curated record